AUGGGCACAUCUCAGAGCAACGCGGGCGUUGAUCCAUUGAACCCACCUCCGCAUUUGCAACGACCAGGGACGGCUCAGAGUGAAUCGAAACGACGAACGACCGACCCAUUGGAAAGCAUUCGCAACUCUCUGUUUGGAGGUCGAAAGCAUGCAGCUGUGGACGGCCUAAAUCCACCUCGUCCCAGCUCACGACAAUCUCAAAAGUCCAAGAAAUCUCGCAAAAGCCAAUCAGUCGACCAUUCCCUCCUUCCAUUCACUCAACAAGGUGCAUCGUUCAAGACGCCCGCCAAAGAAGGUCAGUUUAAUUCGGCCAAAGAAUACUAUCGACACCACAAGAAAUCGAGCAUAUCGCCUCCUUUCAACUUUCAACACAUCACCCAUACUGCAAGAAAGCACCUGCCAAGGCUCGAAACCGUAGACGAGAAGGAUCUUUCCGCAAGGUUCUGGGCGUUGAACGCAUACCAAAAGCCAAAGCAGCAUCUUACUGGGAUCAAGGCUGAAGAUUUGGGGAAACGUCGGGAAAGAAGCGUGUCACCUGGUGGUCGCCCGGUAUCUUCACGACGUACCACGGAAGCAUCUGGUCCGUCACCGACCGCCGCGUCGCACACGCUUACUUGCAGCGUGGACGAAACCGUUUUCGAUGAAACACAGGAGACGAAGUUCAACCCAGACGACGCUUAUCGAUCCCUGGAGGACGUACACAAUGCACCACCAACACACCCACCCCCAAGACGGCCAUCGCCGAAGCAUUAUUCGUCAAUGAGCGCUCUGAGCUCGCCCCCAGCGAGUUCCGACCAUCGCCAUGUGAGAGCGCAAGGGUCCUUCGAUGAGACCAGGUUGUCCCGCAGUCCUCCGCGCCCGGGACCACAAAGGGCACGAACAAGUCUACCAGUUCAAUCGAUGGGGGACAAGAAGCUGCUGGGACAGAGCUUCCACGAAAAGCAGCCACUUCCCUCCAUACCUCAAGAGGAAUCGUCCCGCAAAGACUCCAAGAUCUCGCUGGGAAGCGGCUCAAGCCGAGCAUACAGCCUGUUUCCUGCUCCACCGGGUCAAAAGAUCGAAUACCCAUCAUCCGUCAAGUCGAAACGACCUUCGAUGUCAGCUGCUACCGUAGCCACGCUGAGUUCGCAGAAGACGGACGUUCUGAAUGAGAGCACCUGGGAAGACGACAUCGACUUUGCUUAUGAACAAGAAGCUGAGGCCAUGUGUGACUUUGACUGGGAGAAUGCUUCGUGCUCUCCACUACCGGAAGAGAACGAGCCCGACAGCGCAGCACCUUCGGGCCAUCCAUCACCUGUGGAGAGCAGCGGCGCAUCAAGCCCCAGUGGCGGCGUUCGACUCUCCACCUCCACAUUUCAACCCUCUGCAUUCACGUCCGACUCGUCGAUUGCCAACCGAGCACGGUCGAGCAGUGCAGCGACAUCCAUCUUCUCGUCGACUGAAAACGUCAAUCAGCAACACAAACGCGGCUCGUCUGUGGGCCACAAAGGUUUUGCAGCUGCCAGAAAGACGUCAACUGACGUUCUUUCGAAAAGCUCACCUUCCCUUACUCUGGAAUACGUACCUGAGGUAGUGAGCACUGCGACUCCCCCGCCCACGUUCAGCCUGACCGAGGCCGACAUCGAGACCACCAAGAAGUCUCCCACGAGCACCUCAUACUUCCCUGCCAUGGACCCGUUCGUCCCAGGAUAUCUCAGCGAUCCAGAGUCGGCAGGCACCGACGGCUCAAGGCAUCGUAAAUCAAGCUCCUAUAGCUCGUAUCAGAGCAGCGAGCGAUCCCUGCUCUUGGGCAGCGACACCACGAGGUGGUCGUCCGCAUCGACAAGUUCGAUACCCGAUUUGUUGCACAGCAAACGCAAGAGUCGAUCGAGCGUCCCCAAACAUAGAACCUCCAGACCUCUCGAAUCUGUACCACAUAGCCCCAGUCUCGACGCUGAGGCACACGAUGAAGACAACCUCGCCGUCCCGGCGCGAAACCCGCUAUGGGACAAGUCGCAGCAUGACUCGCUGAUGAUGCGCCGCCCCGACACGCCUGGCGAUCGUCAGGUACUGUACUCCGCAGGUCGCACAGUACAGCGCGGUCGUUCUGCCACGCCGUCACGCACCGCGAUUCGCCCCAUUACGGACAGCGAUGAAGCGGGCUGGAUAUGA
Zasmidium cellare ATCC 36951 is the source of this 2151-nucleotide messenger RNA. RefSeq lists its product as uncharacterized. Lineage: Eukaryota; Fungi; Ascomycota; Dothideomycetes; Mycosphaerellales; Mycosphaerellaceae. The transcript has 2 exons. The coding region runs from base 1 to 2151 and encodes 716 amino acids. The record is from RefSeq and is a predicted model, not a curated record.